AUGUCCGAGUCCGCCCCGCCGGCUCCGGCUGCAGCCGUCGCCGCUCCUGAGAAUCCUCCGGCUACCAAGAAGCCGAGGAAACCUGUCAAGGCUGCCCCCAAGAAGCCCACCGGGCCCCCCGUGUCUGAGCUCAUCACCAAGGCUGUGGCCGCUUCCAAGGAGCGCAGCGGGGUGAGCCUGGCUGCGCUCAAGAAGGCGCUGGCGGCCGCCGGCUACGACGUGGAGAAGAACAACAGCCGCAUCAAGCUGGGGCUCAAGAGCCUGGUGAGCAAGGGCACCCUGGUGCAGACCAAGGGCACCGGCGCCUCGGGCUCCUUCAAGCUCAACAAGAAGGCUGCCUCCGGGGAGGCCAAGUCCGGCACCAGCAAGGUCAUGCCCUCCAAGGCCAAGGUGGCGGGGGUUUCCAAGAAGGCUUCGGUCGUGCCUAAGGUCGCCAAGACCCCGAAAAAAGCCAACAAGCCCAGCAAGAGCCCCAAGAAGCCCAAAGUGGUGAAGGCGAAGAAAGUGGCUAAGAGCCCCGCCAAAGUCAAGGCCGUGAGGCCAAAGACGACCAAGGCCAAGGUGGCCAAGCCUAAGGUGUCUGCCAAACCCAAGAAGGUAGCGCCCAAGAAAAAGUGA
Molecule: messenger RNA, 618 nt
Organism: Suncus etruscus (white-toothed pygmy shrew)
Lineage: Eukaryota; Metazoa; Chordata; Mammalia; Eulipotyphla; Soricidae
Product: histone H1.1-like
Exons: 1
Coding region: 1-618 (205 amino acids)
Biological process (GO): nucleosome assembly; negative regulation of DNA recombination; chromosome condensation
Cellular component (GO): nucleus; nucleosome
Molecular function (GO): nucleosomal DNA binding; double-stranded DNA binding; structural constituent of chromatin
Source: RefSeq, a predicted model, not a curated record